Molecule: messenger RNA, 4758 nt
Organism: Hermetia illucens (black soldier fly)
Lineage: Eukaryota; Metazoa; Arthropoda; Insecta; Diptera; Stratiomyidae
Product: probable GPI-anchored adhesin-like protein PGA55
Exons: 1
Coding region: 220-4566 (1448 amino acids)
Source: RefSeq, a predicted model, not a curated record
ACGCGCAGUGGUACGUUGUUGGAGAAGAUGUAAUCGUGCCAAAAGGAUUGUCCCAAAUCAGAAAGAAUUCGACUCGACGUCACCAGAUAUACACGGGAAACAUUUGACCAAUCAAUUAGUGAUAAUCGAAAUUUCUUCUCAAUCUUCUAUUUAUACAUCCAUUAAGUGAAGUGGCAAACGUAACGAACUUUACCGGGCUAGGCGAAAAUUUCGUCUUAAAUGAAGAAAGGAAAUUCGAAAACAAUGACGCAAGAAGAGCAUUUGGAAGGUGGCCAUCAGAUAGAUAAAUCCGUAUACGAUCAAGUCAAUGAAGUUUCAACUAGCAGCAAAACUUCCGCUAAAAAUAGCGGGAAGAAGAAUCCCAAGUUGCCCACAAAGAUUCAGCAAACCGAUCGUCGGAUUAACCAGUCCAAUAAAUCUGCCAUCGGCAAAGCAUCAGCUAGUGCUAAUUCGAAAGUUCCGAAAACUGAUCGCGAUCGUAACGGUCGGAAAAGUACUACUAAGAAAAGUGAUCCAUUAAAUCGAUCAACCGUGGGAAAUCGAAACGAAUGCGCCAGUGCUAGUAUCAAUGACAAAAAAGGUGAUCCUGAAAUGACUAUUCUAACGCACCAAAAUAGCAGUGAUAGUCUACGGGAAACGGAAUCAUUGGAUAUUAGUGAUAAUAGCAAGAAUGUGGGUGAUACGGUUGUAAGUGUAAACACUGGGACAGAGCCAGAUAAAGAUAGUAUCGGUUUCCCCGAGUCAGAGAAAACCCCGACGGCAAUUAACACUGACCUUCAAAGUGAUGGGGCUAUUAGUGGCAGAGGUCCAACAAUUGAACACAAGAACAAAAUUAACGUGAACAAGAAAAAUGAAGCGGCUGAAGAUCAAGCGAAAAUUCCUCUUGGGAAUUCAAAGGAUACUGAUGACGAGGAAAAGAAAACGAAAGACUCAAUUAAAAAGGGGUCCUGCAUUAAGCCAUUACCCCCGAGUGAUGACCCGAUAGAACGCCUCAAUGCCUUAAGGGCUAAUAUAUCGAAUGCUUUGAAAGAAGUUAAAGCAGUUUUAGAUCAGCAUGCUCCUCCUCCUCCUCCUCCUGAAGAGGGAAGUGGAAAUACUGGAGAAGAGGGUGUUGUUAAAUUUCGCUUUGUAAGACGCGAUCGUAAGAAAAGUAUUAUCAAGUUUGAUGAGGAGGAGAUCAUUUGUAAUGUUCCUGCGGAGGCUCCUACCACAACUGCUGAGCCAUUGCCAGAAAAACCAGAGAGCUCCGUUGGUGCUGAGAGGUCACAGAAGGAUAUUGAUGUUUUUCCAGACAAAUCAAAUAGUGGACGACUUGAAACUGAUACUUCUCUAAACAAAAUCAAAGGGGAUGAAAUUACGCCGAAAAGCGACCUGGAUUUGUCUGCAAAAGGCAAAUCUGAGGAGGACAUGGAUGUAUUAGCUACGAAUAUAGAAAGUUCUGGGAAAUUCGAGGAAAAGUUAGCAAUAAAUGAAAAUCAGCAGCCAAAAGAUCAGAGAACCAAUGAUAACAGAGUAGAAAGGCAGGAUAUGAAAGGUGAAAAUCAUAUUCAAAAAGAUACCUUAAAUAGAGAAAGUAAAGUAGAGAAGGUAAACGUAUCUAUGCACAAUGUAGCUCCGGUAAAAUCUGGAAUGGAAAACAAGGUAGAGCCACAGAACGAACGAAUAUUAGAAUCAGAGCAGACUGAUAAAAUGCCAGAAGUUACAAUAACCGAAUCAAAAGCCGUACCUGAAAAACCAAUUCUGGACAAAAAGAUUUCACAAGCUGACAAGGUUUCCUCUAUGAACAAAUUAACUGAGCCGAACAAAUCGAGACCAAAAGUUAACGAAAAAGCAGAGACAGCGAAAAAAGGAGAAGAAUCAACUGCGAAGAAGGGGCAAGGUAAAUCAUCCACAAAACCUGUUGGCCAGAAUUUUACUGCUGGCAUAAAAGAGGCUAAAAAGUGUGAGGAAGUACCAACUUCAAAGCAGUCAAAAGAUACACCUAAAAAAAUGCUUUCCAAAGUGCAAAAUACUCCCCUAGCUCCGUCAGCAGUUAAAGAGACGACUCUUCCCUCAAGUGCGCCAAAACAAAUAUCCGUGAAAAAGGAACAAACUACAAAGAAAUUACAAAAGGACCAAAAAGAAAAAGCGAAAAAGUCAUUACAAGAAAGACCUUCAAAUUCAAAUAUAAAUUCAGUAGUGGCUCAAAAGCCUGAGAGUGCUAGUAUUGUCAAGACGAAAGAAAAAGACAUUGAAAAGGUGCCUGAAAUCAAGUCAGAAGAAAAAGGAGAUACAUUUAAAAAAGAAACUGACAUUAGUAUAGCAGCGGAAGCAAAUGUAAGUCCUAAGAAGCAGGUGGAAAUAUGCGCAAAUGUUGAACACAAAGCGUUAGAGAUCUUAACUCAAACAAACAAGAAAACUGAUAAAAAAUCGAGUCCGAUGAAUGAUGCUCCGGUUAAUGAGGUCAUCAAAUCGGUAGACAAAGUGUUACCCAAGAAAGAAAGCAAUAUAUCCACCCAGCAGAUUAUUAGUAAGCCAGAUCAAAUUGAAGCGGAAAAGACUUUAAAGAAAGAAACAGUGUCUGCUCCGGUGAAAAUAGAGCCGAAAGCCGUUGAAAAGAUAGCACCCAAUCAAAAUGCUGAGAAAGCCAAAGCAACUGUUACGACGAAUUUGAAAAAAUCACCUACUGACAAAGAAAUAACUGUGAAACCGCCCGUGUCACUUCGGGCAAAACGGGGAAGUCUGGUAGAAGCACCUAAAAUUUCUCUAAAGGAAAACAUUUUAAAACCUAAAAGAGCUUCAAUUGGCAGUGAAAGUGACCUAGUGAAGAUUGCAGCAAAGUCAAAUGAAAAUAUUCUAAGAAGUUCUAUAGUUGCAAAUGCAGCUAAAGACAAACCUGCCACAGUGAAGAAAUCUACGAAAGGCCAUGAGGAUGUUCCCACACAGGUGAUAUCUACAACUGAUACUACGGCACCAGUGUCUACCACUAAUAAAACAUCAGUUCUUAAUGUAACUGCACAGAGCGAACCCACUAAGACUACCACUAAGUUAAAUAGUGCAGAACUCGAAGUUUCCGCCAAUAGCAGUGCAACAUUGAAGUCCUCCCCUUCCUCUCAGGCCAAUUCUAAAAAUGAUUCAUCAGCGGAAAUAAUACAAACACAAUCGAAUGCUAUAAACGCGCCAGUUACUCAACCAAUUCCGAUCAAAUCCAAUGUCGGUGCCAAGAUAGAUACUGUACCAAGCCAAACAACUUUAGAUGUAAUUAAGCCACUAAUCAGUUCGGCAGAUAAACUUGUAUCAAGUGAAAGUGUCGAACUUAGCAAUAAGAAUAGUGUUGUGGAAUCAUCUUCUGAGAUGACGGUGGUUAAAAAAGAUACUGUGCCGAAUAUUGCAUCUAAACAAUCCCUUGAAGAACUUAAAGAAAAUAUGAAAGACAAAGCAAGGAUAUGUGAACCUCUGGACAAUAAUUUAAACUUAAUUCCAAAAAUCAGUGUUGAACCAAAAGUGAAGAAAGAACAAUUAUCACUGGAAAUACAGCCAAUAAAACUACAAAAUGGUGAAGUGCAACCCAGUGACACUAAAGACCCUUCUCAUCAUGACGAAACCGAUGAUGAAUCUGUUCCAAAAGUGCCGCAUCAAAUAGAAUCGCGACGUGAAAUUCAGUUACGUGAACUCAGUGCGGGCAGUAAACAAACGAAAAAUGCUGGAAGCCAAACACCGCCAAAACUUAAGCAUGUCCAAAAAAUAGACAAACAUUUUGAAGAAGCCAGAAUAAAGGAAGAAGCAAAAGGAGUUAAAGCUGAUUCAACAGAAAAAGUUUUAGUGGAAAAAGAGGCAGAAAAGGAAAAACCAAGUGAAAAUUUGAAAUCAAAGCCCCCGACUGUUCCAGUUGCCCAGAAUCAAGUAGUAUCAACGGAGCAGAAGGACACAACUGCAACUACUAUUACACCAGCUCUACAAGAAACUCCAAUUUCAGAACCAAUCCAAGAAUCACCUCUGAAAAAAACAAUAUCCACAAGUACUGAAGACCUAUCCGCAGAAACUGAAUCUACUGGAAAUGAAUCCGAUUCCAAGAAACCAGAAGAUUCGAAAAAAUCACGAAAAACCAAAAAAGUCAUCAUCAAGCGAGUCAAGCGAAGAUUGUCUCUUGCGGACGAUGCACCAGCGGAACCAGAAAUCUGCGAAAAGCCUAUUGCAGAACCGCUAGUUCCAGAACAGGCGCCAGAAUCUGAACCUGAAGAAGAAGAAGAGGAAGAGCCAUCUGUCGAAGAACCUCCCGUGCCGAAAGGACCCAAAUCAUGCCUAAUAAAACGAUCCUAUGAUCCAGGCGAUAUUGUAAUGUAUGCCGACCGGGUGAGGAAGACAGUCAAAUGGAAGAAGGCAACCGUUCUUGACAAGAUCACCGAUAUCUCGUAUAAAUUGGAGUUUGAAGAUGGAACUCAGAAACCUGCUCAUAUCAGUUAUAUCAAGAAAUAUACAGACAAGAAAGUACAAUUCGGAGGAAAAGAGUAUUUGGAGAUUGACUACGAACAGGAGUAUGAAUCAUCAUCUGAGGAAGAACCAUAUAGUAUUUGGGCAAGAGCGUGAACUUCCUAUUCAUUUGUAAAUAUGAAUAUUUCGGUAAAGUAAUUAUCAAUAUUUAUAAAAAAUUAGAUAAAUUUACAUCAAACUAAAAUGUUUCCAAUUGAUGUAUAUGCGUUACAAAGUUUUAUUUGUAAAAAUUUUGUAACUUUCCAAAAUGUAUCUUGUUCCAAAUAAAGUGAAUUUCUGUUUAUACGA